Cuscuta epithymum is the source of this 658-nucleotide messenger RNA. NCBI's taxonomy places the organism in Eukaryota, Viridiplantae, Streptophyta, Magnoliopsida, Solanales, Convolvulaceae. The record is from the annotation of a GenBank genome assembly.
AACAGAUGUUCGUCGAAGCCACUAAUAGGUACAAAAAAUGGUACAAGAAGUAUGGUAUGACACGUGUGCAGAACCCUUCUCACAUUGUGCCCACGACAGGCUACACCCCGACAGCACACCAGUGGGGUAUUGUGCAACAAGGCAUUUACGAGUUGUAUCAGCUCAGCAUCAACGACGCCAGUAAUGACGACAUUCAAAAACGAAUACGGAAACUGGCCGUGGACGCAGGUGAUGAAGACAUGAUCCACCGGGGCAUGUUCCAUUAUGAAGAUGAAGGUGGAAGUCACGAAGAGGAUGAUGCACAUGAACAUGAAGGUGGUCGUGAGGAGUCAUCAUCGCAUGGUGUGUCAUUUGAUCAACCACCACCUCAAUUCUCAACGCAUCAAUCCCUCACAUUCAAUCAACCACCGCCGUAUUAUGAAUCUUAUCAGUUCACUAGGCAACCCGAUGAUUUUGUUGACUCAUUUCUGAGUUCGUCAUAUUUGUAUGGAGACCCAACGGUGCCUUGGAACAGUGGCGGUGGAGACGGAGCAGGGCCGAGCACACAACAUUAGCUGUAGUAUUAUAUUUAAUGUUAUAUGUACUCUCUAUUCAUUAAUGAAUUACAUUGAAAAGUACAUUCUUUUUGUUCACUUCCUUUAAAAUUACUAAAAUUGCC